Messenger RNA from Impatiens glandulifera, 2104 nucleotides. Its product is annotated as pentatricopeptide repeat-containing protein At5g66520-like. Gene Ontology annotation, molecular function: zinc ion binding; protein binding; RNA binding. The transcript has a single exon. Gene Ontology annotation, biological process: RNA modification. Bases 26 to 2104 code for a protein of 692 amino acids. The record is from RefSeq and is a predicted model, not a curated record. NCBI's taxonomy places the organism in Eukaryota, Viridiplantae, Streptophyta, Magnoliopsida, Ericales, Balsaminaceae.
UCUCCCUCUACUUGAGGUUCUAUCUAUGAUCAAGAAAGCAGUUAUCACUACUUCAAACCAAUCAAUAAUCACACUGAUAGAGAAAUGCAAGAACAUGAAAGAGAUCAAACAAAUCCAUGCCCACAUCAUUACACAAGGCAAUUUCUCAACUUUCCACCACCACAACCACCGGCGCCACCACACUCCGCCGGAGAUCUUAAAGUUGGUCACAUUUUACGCCAUUUCAUCAUCUGGUGGAAACUUAGCUUACGCUAAAGCAAUUUUCGACCAUCAACAAUACCCUGCUGUCGCCCUUUACAACACCAUCAUCCGAGGAUUCUCUGUCUCUUCAAGAAACCAUGACCUCGAACCUUUCGCACUCUACCAACGAAUGCUUUCAUGUUCCUUACGUCCCAAUAACUACACCUUCACUUUUCUAAUCAAAGCAUGUGUCAAGUUCCCGAUUAUUCACUACGGGAUGCAAGUUCAUACCCAUGUUGUUAAAUUCGGAUUUGAAUCCGAUUCUCAUAUUCAAUGUACCAUGAUUCGUUUCUAUGGUAAUUGGAAUCAAUUAGAUGCUGCCCAGAAGUUGUUUCAUAUAUGUUCUCGAAAUGAUAUUGUUUCCAUGAAUUCUAUGAUUGAUGUUUAUGUCAAGUGUGGAGAAAUGCAACAAGCCCGGCAGAUGUUUGAUACAAUGCCCGUACGAGACCUCGCUUCGUUUAACACGAUGAUCAAUGGGUAUGGAAUAUCAGGGAGUGUCAAGGAUGCUAGAAACCUGUUUGAUGAAAUGUUUGAAAGGAAUUUAGUGACAUGGAAUUCAAUGUUGGCGGUUUAUGUUAAUUGUGGGAUGAUGGAGGAUGCUUACAAAGUGUUUCAGGACAUGCCGUAUCGGGAUGUUAUAUCGUGGAACGCUAUGUUAACUUGUUACGCGCAGAAUGGGAAGCCAAAUGAGGCUAUUGCUUUGUUUGACGAAAUGCAGGUUGCAGAUGUAAAGCCUGAUGAAUCGACGGUUGUUAGCUUGUUAUCCGCCUGUGGACAAUUGGGAAUGCUUGAUAAGGGUUUGCAGGUGCUUUGUUAUGUUGAUGAUUGUGAAGUUGAGAACAAUCCAAUAGUUGGGACGGCUUUAGUGGACAUGUAUGCUAAAUGCGGUAUCAUUUCUCGUGCAAUUGAAGUUUUCGAUUUAAUCAAGAGAAAAGAUGUUCUGGCUUGGAACACUAUGAUAACCGGCUUAGCCAUCCACGGUUACGCCAAAGAGGGUCGAGUAUUGUUUGAGAGGAUGCAAAAGGAAGGUUUUGUUCCGAAUGAUAUGACUUUCGUGGCAUUGCUCAGUGCUUAUCGUCAUGCUGGAUUGAUAGAAGAAGGCAGGAGGCUGUUGUCUUGCAUGAGUAGAACUUACGGAAUUGAACCGAAGGAGGAACAUUAUGGUUGCGUGGUUGAUCUUUUAGCUAGAACCGGGCGAUUAGAGGAAGCUAUGUGUAUGAUAAGAGAAAUGCCAUUGGAAAUCAAUGCUAGCAAUUGGGGAUCAUUGCUUGGAGGAUACAAAAUACAUGGAUAUUCUCAAGGGAGUGAAAGUGUUGGAAAUUGCUUGAUUGGUCUUGAACCCCUUCAUAGUGGACGCUAUAUCAUUCUCUCAAAUAUGUAUGCUUCUGCAAAGCGAUGGGAAGACGCUGCAAGAGUGAGGAACCUUAUGAAAUCUAGACAUGUUUGCAAGGCACCAGGAAUGAGCAUGAUAGAAAUAAAGGGCAUUGCUCAUCAGUUUGUGGCUGGCGAUACGUCUCAUCCUGAUCGCGUUCUGAUCUAUAAGACAGUAGGUGAAAUCUUGGACCGUCUGAAAGUUACAGAUGGAUAUCUGCCAGAUGUGGAACAUGUUUUUCUCGACAUAGAAGAGGAAGAGAAAGAGCAUUCCUUAUCUGUUCACAGUGAGAAGCUGGCCAUCGCUUACGGAUUACUGCAUUCCCAUGACGGAGAAACGAUAAGAGUCAUUAAAAAUCUUAGAGUAUGCAGUGACUGUCACAAUGUCUUGAGAAUGAUCUCAUCUGUUUAUAGACGGGACAUCAUUAUGAGGGACAGGAUUCGAUUUCACCACUUCAAAGAUGGAUUAUGCUCUUGCCAAGAUUUUUGGUAG